Molecule: messenger RNA, 1946 nt
Organism: Porites lobata
Lineage: Eukaryota; Metazoa; Cnidaria; Anthozoa; Scleractinia; Poritidae
Source: the annotation of a GenBank genome assembly
UACACAUUGUUCUCUUUUCUCUUCGCUCUGGAAGUUUGUCAGUCUGCUGUACUUAAGCAAAAUGUGAAGAAUUCACCAGCAUCAAUCGACCCUAUCGUGGAAUGGGGACUUAAAGAACUCUUCUCAUCUCGUCGUUAUCGACGCUCUGUUCUCUCUACCAACUCGAAUAUGGGUACGAUUGCGCAAACACCUUCUUAUGUCAGUAAUGUGCGUCUACAUGGCAAGACCCAUAUGUUCCUUCAGAUCACCCAGGACGGGGCAGUCAGUGGAGCCACACAAUGCGACAACAAUGUAUACAGUAAGAAAUGAUUUGUAUAAUGCGGUCGUCUUCAGUGUUUAGCAAUUGCCAAAAGGAGAACCUCAGUUAUUACUUAAUUAGCAAUUGAUGAAUGAGGCUGAGUAGGAUAUGAAGAAUUAAGCAGAUCUAGGAGGGUGUUAUCCACAGGGUCCGAAAGCCGAGGUGGAUAACACCCUCCCAGAUCUGCUUAAUUCUUCAUAUCCUACGAAAGCCGAAUUCAUUUAUUGCUUUAUUAUUCCUAUGUUCUCGAAUCUUAACGAUUUUAGUAUGUUCACAAGUCACUCGAAUCGCUUUAUUCUGAGUGAUGUAUUUAUUAACGAAUCCACUCGUGAGACAGUAUAAAAUGACGCUGAUAGGGCCUCAGUAGAUCUUAAAAGUCUGCAAAUCAAUAAAGGUAAAAACGCAAGAGCGCAAAUAAGAGCUGACCUCUUGGAGAGUGAUUCUCAGUCGCGUUGUCAGAAGUUGUCCGAAGUGGGAACAAAAUAUAUUUUCACGAAAAAAGGUGAAAUGUUUUUAAUUAGCCUCAUCAUCCAAUUUUUGACUCGGUAUGUUAACUCCUUUAUGUUUUCGAACAGGAAAUAUUAUCAGAAUUAGUUGAAACAGUGUGUAUCGUGAUGACUGAAAAGUUAUUAAAAUGACUGACUGACCGAACUAACAGGGGUUCACCAAUACAUGCGUCUCACUCAAGGCUAUUUGCAUCAUUUCCCGAUGAAAUCACCCACUUUCACAUCGCAUCCAUUUGCUAUCCUCACUAAACCUUGAAUAGGCUAAACGGGAAGUUUCAUAAAACCGUCGCUGCUGCGUCAGUUUUGGAAUAAAUCACUUAUUAUUGGUAUUACCGGGGAAUUAAAUUGGCUACCACAAUAUAAGAGAUGUUGGCCGUUCGUGAAAGCGAAGAAUGAAAAUGUAAGACGCAGAACUACAAAACUGUAGAUCAUAUACUUCAAAAGUUUCGGUAUUUGAACCACGUUUACUAGGGCAUCCUUAGUUAUUAACGUGAAAGUGAAAGUUUGCUUUUCUAAUUGUCUCUUUUCCGCUUUUUUUUUUUUUAGCCAAACUUGAGGUGCAAUCCGUGGGAAAUGGAAUGAAGCGUAUAAAAGGAAUUGAAACUGGGCGUUUUUUGGCUAUUAACGGAAAUGGAAAACUUUACUCUACGGUACGUUGUCAUUUGGAAUCCUAUUUCUCUUCUCUAUGUUUUAGCUUUCCUCUCUCCUAAGGCUCUCAACAGGUAAACAAAAGAAUAUAUUCAGUUACAAAAGCCUUCUCUCAUCGUUCCCUGGGCGCUAUCUUUUCGCCUCUUAUAGGCACAAACAGGCCUCUUUGAAGGAGAUCAGUUAUUCAGAAAGGGUCAACUUAUACAGUAGCUACAGGCGCAUAGUAAAGGCGCUCCUUCUUUCAGGUCAGUUAUUAUUGCAACACUCAAGAACUUAUUCCUUUUAUUUUACAGACUACACCUAGCGAUGAAACCAUCUUUAAGCAGGAAUUACAGAGCUCAUCGUACAACACUUUUGCAUCAGUAAAAUACUACAGGACUUCACUUUACGACGCUUUUAUAUCGAUAGGAAAAAAUGGGGUAGCGAGAAAUGCUUCGGGUACCAACAAGAAUCAAAACAAAGUGAAGUUUCUUUUAUUAGCCAGUUGUUCAUAA